UGGCCGUUUCAGGAAAAUGCAGUGACCGCAAGUAGAAAAGAAACAUAAGCGUUUGACAGUCGUAACCAGUCAUCUUUAUUCAUCCAUCUUCUUCAGAGUCCAGUUUCUUCUUCUUCAAACAACAAUCUGGAUAGAUAGAUAUGGUUUCCGCAUGUUACUCGCUUUACAAAAAUCCCUAAAUCCAAGUUCUGGAAGUGAAGUAGUAGUGAGAGUUGGGGGAAAAGUUAGGGUUUUCAUUCGUGGAUCUCUUUCUGUGAAAUUUGGGGGAAAAAGUUUGAAUCUUGAAUUUGAAGUUUGAAGAAUUGGUUUUUUCUGAGUGGUGAAUUAGGGUUUUUGGAGAAAUGUUGGUUGAAGAGAGAACCAGCAAUGUUGUUCAUGUGGAUUUUCCACCAUUACGUCGUUGUAGAAAAAAAGGUGCUGCUUUUAAUAAUGGUGGGAUUCCUAAUGGUAACGGAGGAGAUGCUGAUGAUUUGGAUGGGUCGUAUACCGAGGAUGGUAAUGGAGUUCUGAAAUAUAAGAGAAGGAAACAUGCCACUACGAGUUCAGAAGAAGAUGUUAGGGUUUCUGUUGUUGCUGCUGAAGGGCACUUGCAGGUUGAACAGAAACUAAAACAACCUGAUUAUGAAGUGUUGCAGAGCAACUCUUAUGAACAAAAUGGACAUUCUAGAGUUGAUGUCCGUCUUCUUACGCAACAAGAUUCAGGUGAUAGACUACCUGGUCGUUGGAGUAGUGUUGUAAUUGAACAUAUAUUGGAAAGCAAAAGUGGUCUCAGGGACUGCACCCGAGAUGCAUUUGCAUCUAGUUCAUCGAACACGUUUCAAUUGCCUAGCCGUUCUGAGCAGUCUGGACCUGACCAGGGCUGUGCAAGUUGCCAUCAAGAUGGGGGAAAUGGUGGCAUAAGUUCUAUUUCAGAUGGGCUCACCGGAAAGGACCUUAAUAGUGAAGCUGCUGCUCAUUUUAAGACAGAACUGUGUCAACGUGUAUUUCAAAAGGUGCUAGUUUCGGAAAGCUUUGAGUUAUUGUGCAAGUUGCUCUGUGAAAACUUCCAAGGCAUCAAGGUCGAAAGCGUUGACGAAUUUAGCAACAUUACUUCGAAGUUCAGAAAUGGGGCCUAUGGAUCAUCUCCCACAGUUUUCCACACAGAUAUACAACAGGUUUGGAGAAAGUUCCAGAAGAUCGGUACAGAAAUGGUUUCUCUUGCAACAUUCCUUUCCGACAUCUCGCGGAAAUCCUAUCUUGAUGAGUUUGUUGGGAGGGUUAAUGGCAUCGGGGUAGAAGGAAAACAUGAGCACCGUUGUUUCGAUCUGGAUACUCAAAAAGUAUCUCGUUCCCUAAUAUCUGACCAAGCAGAGGUUUCUGGUCUGGACAAAGUUAGUAUUUGCCGGCCUUGUGGUAAGAAAGCAAAUGGAAAGGACUACCUUGUGUGUGAUUUAUGCGAAGAAAUGUUUCACGUGUCUUGCAUAGAGCCCCCAGUUGAGGAGAUUCCACCAAAAAAUUGGUAUUGUACCAACUGCACCGCUGCAGGAACCGAGUUACUUCAUGAGAGUUGUGUGGUAUGCGAGAAGCUCAGUUACACUGGAAUCAAAAAAUUAUCAGUUGGAGAUGGUAAAGAAUCGCUUCCUAAAGAUAUUCUGUGCAAUUUAGAAGAGAAGUCAGUGUCUAGCAUGGUAUCUGAGGAGAAUGAGGUCCAGUUUUCCAAGAGAGAGAGAAUACUCAACCGCCCUUGCAAGCUAUGUGAAGGUGACAUAAAAGAAGGGCAGAAAUUUAAAGUAUGUGAGCACCAAUUCUGCCCAUUCAGGAUUUUCCACGUGCAUUGCUUGGCCAAGGAUCAGCUGAAAUAUCAUGGUCCGCGCUGGUAUUGCCCAUCUUGCCUCUGUAGAACUUGCCUCACCGAUGAAGAUGAUGAUAAGAUUGUUUUAUGUGAUGGUUGUGAUCACGCGUAUCACAUGUAUUGCUCGAAUCCUCCUCUUAACUUCAUUCCAAAGGGAAAAUGGUAUUGUAAAAAGUGUGAUAAGGAAAUUCAGAAAGUACGCAAAGCGAAAAGGACUCUCCAGAGGCAGAGUCGUGAGAAAAAACAGACACAGAACAGACCCAUCGAACAGAACAAUGCUGUGGGAGGAUCAGUUGACAUGUUAUUAAGUGCAGCUGAGAAAUUGAAAACUGAAGAGACACUGGCCGCUGGUGAGACAGAACGAUGACAAUGCAGGAGGCAUUCUGUUAGCAAAAAGGAGACAGUUUAUGGAUAUGGUUAGUCUGCAUUCGGUUAACCUCGGCUUUGUAGGUAAAUGACUUUUGAUUCUUUUGUACAUUUCGGAUCGUCCCUCCGCUAAUCGAUGCUCUCGUUAUCAGAGCUGACAUUUAGAAGUCAUUCAGAUUUGCUGACCUUUUCUAUUCUUGCAAACACCGUACAUGAUGAAAAUGAUGCCACGCGGUGUAUCAUUCUGUCGCACCUCUUGUAAGCUGUGUAAUAGACUAACACCAUAUGCUGAGACUUACUAAUGUUCAAUCCUUGUAAAGGAAAGCUUUUUGGAGGGAGGUAGUAA
Papaver somniferum (opium poppy) is the source of this 2543-nucleotide messenger RNA. RefSeq names its product PHD finger protein EHD3-like. The transcript has 6 exons. NCBI's taxonomy places the organism in Eukaryota, Viridiplantae, Streptophyta, Magnoliopsida, Ranunculales, Papaveraceae. The record is from RefSeq and is a predicted model, not a curated record. The coding region runs from base 342 to 2198 and encodes 618 amino acids.